Messenger RNA from Merops nubicus (carmine bee-eater), 1529 nucleotides. Its product is annotated as DNA mismatch repair protein Msh3-like. The transcript has 11 exons. Lineage: Eukaryota; Metazoa; Chordata; Aves; Coraciiformes; Meropidae. Gene Ontology annotation, molecular function: ATP binding; mismatched DNA binding; ATP-dependent DNA damage sensor activity. Gene Ontology annotation, cellular component: nucleus. Gene Ontology annotation, biological process: mismatch repair; mitotic recombination; somatic recombination of immunoglobulin gene segments. The record is from RefSeq and is a predicted model, not a curated record. The annotation marks the transcript as partial.
GCUUCUGAACUUGGCAUAAAAAGGAGACCAUCAACUGAAAGCAAUGAACCUUGUGAAAAGAAGACCAAGGCACGACAAAUUACUCUAGAGGACAUCUGUAACCCACUGAAGGCUCAGGAUAAAAAACCUCAGAAGCGUGAAAAGCCCCGUAUAUGUUUACGAACUCUAGACAGACUGAGAGAGUUCUGCAACGAUUCAGACCUUCCGUCUAACAGAGGCCGGGAGGAUAGUUUUCAAGAGAAAGAAUCUCUGAGUUUGGAAAAAUGUCCCGGUGAUACUGGGAGAAGUUCAGAAUUGAAAAACCCUCUUCAAUCUUGGGACAGUAGCCCAAAGGUUGCUCAGAAGGAGGAGUUACGCUGUGAUCUUAGCCAAUUUUGUGCAUCUCUUAAGUCUUAUGAAAAUACCCAUAAGACUUCAGAAAUAAAUCUUAAUAAGAGAACCAAAAGCAUUUACACUCCACUGGAACUUCAAUUCAUAGAAAUGAAGAAACAGUAUAAAGAUGCUGUUUUGUGUGUGGAAUGUGGAUACAAAUACCGCUUCUUUGGAGAAGAUGCAGAGAUUGCAGCUAAAGAACUAAACAUUUAUUGUCACCAGGAUCAUAACUUCAUGACUGCCAGUAUACCGACUCACAGACUGUUCGUCCACGUGCGGCGGCUUGUAGCAAAAGGAUAUAAGGUUGGAGUAAUAAAACAAAUGGAAACUGCAGCACUGAAGGCUGCUGGAGAAAAUAAAAGUUCUGUCUUCACCCGGAAACUGACAGCUCUCUACACAAAGUCCACACUUAUUGGAGAAGAUGUGAACCCUUUGCUGAAGCUAGAUGAGUCUGUAGAAGUUGAAGAGGUAACGACAGAUGUCCCUGAUAACUACCUCCUCUGUAUCUGUGAAAAUGGAGAAAACUUAAAAGAAAGGAAGAAAGGUGACAUUGUUAUAGGCAUUAUGGCAAUUCAACCGACUACAGGAGAAGUAAUUUUUGACAGUUUUCAGGACUCUGCAUCUCGCUUAGAAUUAGAGAGUCGGGUUUUGCGCCUGCAGCCUGUUGAAAUAAUACUUCCAUCUAACUUGUCAGAUCAGUCUGAAAAGCUCCUCAACAGUAUAACUUCCAUGAGGUUACGGGAUGACAGAAUUAGGGUAGAAAGGAUGGAAAAUUUCCAUUUUGAAUACAGCCAUGCUUUCCAGAGGAUAACAGACUUCUAUGCAAAAGAGGUGCCUGAUACUACAGGUCCUCAAAAACUGUCUGUAAUACUAAGCUUGGAUAAGCCUGUUAUUUGCUCACUGGCAGCAGUAAUUGCAUAUCUCAAAGAAUUUAAUUUGGAAAGGAUGCUUUACAAUCCAAGCAAUUUCAAACAAUUGUCAAGUGAAACUGAAUACAUGACAAUUAAUGGGACAACAAUGAAAAAUCUUGAAAUUUUGCAGAAUCAGACUGAUAUGAAAACAAAAGGAAGCCUGCUCUGGGUCUUGGAUCAUACUAAAACUGCCUUUGGACGUCGAAGGUUGAAGAAAUGGGUGACACAGCCCCUCAUGAAAUCCAG